This is a messenger RNA of Ogataea philodendri, 1251 nucleotides long. RefSeq lists its product as uncharacterized. The coding region runs from base 1 to 1251 and encodes 416 amino acids. The transcript has 3 exons. NCBI's taxonomy places the organism in Eukaryota, Fungi, Ascomycota, Pichiomycetes, Pichiales, Pichiaceae. The record is from RefSeq and is a predicted model, not a curated record.
AUGUCGCGGCCCUUCAAAAGGUACGGCCAAACAACAGCCUGGAUAGGAGUAGGUCUAGGGAACUUGGCCAGAUGGCUACCAAUUCUGGUAUCAACACCAGACAAAUCGGCAAACUCCACAGCUGGAGCCACAUCAGCAGACUUUGGGUCGUGGAUCUCGACCUCGUUGGUCUUGAGAAACUCCUCCACAGCAACGGGAUCUGUCUUGACGUCGCUCUGGCUCCUCUGCGCGGACGCAGUGUACGAAGACGAGGCCGCCGACGUAGACAACGACGAGGCAGAGUUGACCGUCUUGAGCGUGGUAGCCGCGCUGCUGGCCUGUGUGUCAGAUGUGAUCGACCGCUUGCUACUAGGAAUCGACCCGCUGGCAACGGAGCUGACCGACGCAAAGUGCGAGCCGUCCUCGGAAGCAGACGCGCUCGAGUCUGUGCGGCUCAAAGAGCCGCCAGAUAACGUCGUGCUGUCGUCCUCGUCUUCGUCGUCCACAGAGUCGCCAGACACCAAGGCCUCGAACUCCGCAGCCAGUGGAGUAGUCCACCACAACCAGGUUCUUGAUGUACAUGGAGAACGGCGCGUCGUCGUAGUUGGUCGAGCCACCCGCCCAUUCGAUCGUUCCCUGGCUGUUGCUGCUGUCUCCACCCGCCCAAAUGCCCAUCAUCAGGUACAUUGGGCUCUGAGGAUAGCCCUGGGACGAGUCGUUGGUGAGUGUUCUAAUGGCCUGGCCGUCAACGUACCAGGUGAGCGCCUCGGACGUCCAGUCGAUAGUGUAGUUGUGGUAGUCGGAUCUUGGGUCGUCCAUCUUGUGAUAUCCGCCUCUAUCGUAAGUAGCUGUGUUUCCUUUGGAGAAGUAGUUUGUCUGCACCUCGUAGCCGUCUCCGCCAAACCAUUCGAGGUCGACCUCGUCCAGGUCGUCAGAUUGCAGGUAGAACGACGAGAUCACGCCUGUUCCGUUGGCCGCCUUGAGCAGCACCUCGAUCUUACCGAACAUGAUGUAGAAGUUGGAUCUGAGCGACGGGUUGUCGAACCGCUUGGCGAGCGUGAGCUUGAGACCUUCGUCGGUGUAGAAGAUCUGAUCUGGAGUAGAGUAGACCGAGAAAUGGUCGCUUUGGGACUUGAAGUCCUCCACCACGGAGCUGGCGAGAGCUGGAUCGGCGGGACAGCCUGUGGACUUGAGAGGAUUGCAUGUGGCAGUUGCGAGCGAGACGCUGCUGGAGGCUGUGGCCGACGCCAAGCCGGCAACCAGACCGCCUAG